Labrus bergylta (ballan wrasse) is the source of this 2540-nucleotide messenger RNA. Lineage: Eukaryota; Metazoa; Chordata; Actinopteri; Labriformes; Labridae. The record is from RefSeq and is a predicted model, not a curated record.
GUUGUCUCCGCUCAGAGGAGCAAGGGAGCCGGGGACCCGCUAGUUUCCACCGCCGCCGCCGCUUCCGCUGCUUCGUCUUCUUCUUCUCACGCUUUUCUCCCCCCGGAGAGAUGAGGCGGAAAGAGAAGAGGCUUCUGCAGUUCGCCGGGCUGCUCAUAGCGGCUCUUCUUUUCCUCCCUAACGUCGGGCUGUGGUCUUUGUACCGGGACCGAGUGUUCGACAACUCGCCCAGUAGCGUGGACGCUGCGGCCGGGAUCCUCUCCGUGCAGGGGUUGAACCAGGUGAGGAGAGCGGCUCAGCUGGGUCCGGACGGAGUGCGGCGGACUGACUGGCACGACUACGAGUCGAUGAGGAGAGACGCUGCUCGAUCAGGUAACGGUGAGCAGGGGAAGCCGUUCCCUCUGACAGAAACAGACCGGGUGGACCAGGCUUACAGGGAGAACGGCUUCAACAUUUACAUCAGCGACCGGAUCUCCCUCAACCGCUCCCUCCCUGACAUCCGCCAUGCGAACUGCAAACAGAAGCUGUACGGCGAGAAGCUGCCCAACACCAGCGUCAUCAUCCCGUUCCACAACGAGGGCUGGUCGUCGCUGCUGAGGACGGUCCACAGCGUGCUCAACCGCUCGCCGCCACAGCUCAUCGCAGAGAUCAUCCUGGUGGACGACUUCAGCGACAAAGAGCACCUUAAGGGGGCGCUGGAGGAGUACAUGACUCGGAUGCCGAAGGUUCGCAUCCUGAGGACUAAGAAGAGGGAGGGGCUUAUCAGGACUCGCCUGCUGGGAGCCGGAGCUGCCAAAGGAGAAGUCAUCACCUUCCUGGACUCUCACUGCGAGGCCAACGUCAACUGGCUGCCUCCACUGCUCGACCGAAUCGCCCAGAACAGGAAGACCAUCGUGUGCCCGAUGAUCGAUGUGAUCGACCACGAUAACUUUGGCUAUGACACGCAGGCAGGGGACGCCAUGAGAGGAGCGUUCGACUGGGAGAUGUACUACAAGCGUAUUCCCAUCCCUCCGGAGCUGCAGAGGGACGACGCCAGUGAACCUUUUGAGUCACCGGUGAUGGCAGGCGGACUGUUUGCCGUGGACAGGAAGUGGUUCUGGGAGCUGGGAGGAUAUGACACAGGUCUGGAGAUCUGGGGAGGAGAGCAGUACGAGAUCUCCUUCAAGGUAUGGAUGUGCGGUGGUCGGAUGGAGGACAUCCCGUGCUCCAGGGUAGGACACAUCUACAGGAAGUACGUCCCCUACAAAGUCCCCGGUGGGAUCAGCCUGGCAAAGAACCUGAAGCGUGUGGCCGAGGUCUGGAUGGACGAGUACGCCGAGUUCGUCUACCAGCGCCGGCCCGAGUACCGCCACCUCUCUGCAGGAGACAUGACGGCGCAGAAGGAGCUGAGGAACCGCCUCAACUGCAAGAACUUUAAGUGGUUCAUGAGCGAGGUGGCCUGGGAUCUGCCCAAACACUACCCCCCUGUGGAACCUCCUGCUGCAGCCUGGGGAUGGAUACGGAACAUGGGCAGCGGGAUGUGUAUGGAGAUCAAACACUUUGUGUCAGGGAGUCCGAUCCGCCUGGAGAGCUGUGUGAAAUCGCGGGGCGAGGUGGGCUGGAGUCACGGCCAGGUGUUAACAUUUGGUUGGAGGGAGGACAUCCGGGUGGGCGACCCCAUGCACACAAGAAAGGUGUGCUUUGACGCCGUCUCCCACAGCAGCCCCGUCACCCUGUACGACUGUCACGGCAUGAAGGGGAACCAGCUGUGGCGCUACAGAAAGGAUAAAAGUCUGUAUCACCCCGUCAGUAACAGCUGCAUCGACUGCAGCCCGAGCGAGCGGCGAGUCUUCAUGAACGCGUGCGACCCGUCCUCCCUGAGCCAGCAGUGGCUGUUUGAGAGAACCAACGCAACCGUGCUGGACCACUUCAACCGGGGCGCCAACUGAGGCCGCUCAAGUGAUCACAAUCCAAACUAGAGGUGAACACUGUGCUGCUUCAGCAACGUUCCUCAUGGCUCUGCGGGGGAUCUGGUGCACGGGCUGAGAGCUGAAGAGACCGCACGUUAUCAACAUCCAGAUUACAAUCGUACAGCACGAGUCUGUGAUGAGGAAGGAGGAUGGGAGAGCCGUGGUGAAACCUGAUCGUCCUGCACAAACGGAGCACUGACACCCUGAUCUUUGGACAUCACGUGUUUCUAAGUGUUGGGACUUUGUGAGGACGCUCCCGUCUUUCUCGUGUGACUCCCUAAAACACAGACUCUGUAGGACUCAACAGAUUGUCUUUUACAACGCCUCUUUCAUCACAUCUUUUUCAACUGUUGCCUUAGCAUUUCCAACAAUAGGAAAUACCAGCCCCCCCACCCCCUUGUGCAGAGGUACCUUGGUAGCAUAUUGUGUGGACUGAUUCUGCAGCUUUAACUCUGUGAGAGCUGGAGGAAACAUUCGAAAAACUGUAAAGAAGUGUUCCUGCAGAGUGCAACAAAGUCUCUGUCUCUGUCAGAUCAACAACUUGUACAAACUCGUAUCCAAAGUUGCAAAUGUUUAUUUUUCUACUGAGCA